AAACAAAAAGAAAACAAUAAAAAUACUGUAUUUAAAUACUCCAAUAAUACUAAAAAGUAUUUAGCAAAGAAGUAUUUCUUUAGCAAGUACCAUUUUUUCUUUCUCUGCCUGGAAAAAAAGUUAAAAAAAAAGAAAAAAAAGAUUAACCGUACAACAAAACAAUGCACAGCCUCCACACAAUGGACCAGAGCUUAUCAUUUGACAUCAUCACCAAAGGUAUAUAAACAAGAAGAAGCGUAUCAAAGUAACGGAGAAGACAACGUAUUUUUGGCGUUUCACAUUUGAAAACCUUCGAUCUCGAUUAUCAAGUCAGUAAUGUAGAUAAGAAAGUCCGAGCAAACUAUUGGCCUUUGUCCUAGCUUGACACAACAGAUUUGUUUUUCUCCUAACAAAAAAUCUUUUUCGAUGGUGAUGCGCGUGUAAAACGGUCUCGUGUGAAGUGAAAGUGGAUUAAUAAAAAAGCUUCUGGCACAUUAUAGCUCUCCGAAAAUAGUGGUGCAAAAUUAUUGUGCAUAAUGGACGGCUCGCCAACAAGCAUCGAGAACCAGAUUGACAACUUUUUGGAGCAGUUCAAACGCAGUGGCUCCUUGGCUAUGGAGGAUCAUCAUCACUGGCGGUCCAGCCUUUACAACGUCAGUAGCAUUAGUCACAGCUACAGCGGUAACCUCGAUCUCGAGAUCCUCGAAGCCGAGGAUGUCGAGAGUAUGACUGGGGAGAUCGAGAACGGAGACCUGGCCGUUCGAGACGUCGCGGACCUCUUGCAGCCCCAGUAUUCCGUCAUAACUGGUGGUAAGACGCGUGAUGGAUGCCCCAUUAUUACAUUUCCAGACAACGGCAACUUCCAUAACUUGAGCGAUCUCGACUACCAGCGACUGAUGCUGUACCUCACAUCAGUUCCAACUUUACACGAGGCUGACUUGGGGUUUCACUUAAUCAUCGACAGAAGGAACGACAAGUGGAAUUCUGUGAAAACUGUACUCUUGAAAAUAUCCGCGUUCUUUCCCGGCCUGGUUCACGUGGCGUACGUACUUCGUCCAAUAGGCUUCCUCCAAAAAGCUAUCUCCGAGGUGUCCAACAAGCUCUUCUGCAAAGACUUUAAGUUUCGAGUGAUCGUGCUGGCGGACGUUGUCGAGCUUCACGGCUUCAUCGACAAGGACCAGCUGACCGAGUCUCUUGGGGGCGAUUUGCCUUACUGCCAUCACACUUGGAUAAAGAACCGAAUCAACCUCGAGAAGUUCUCGUCGAUGACGCAGGACGUGUCUUUGGCCCUGGACUCGUACACGCGUCGGCUCACCGAAGUGGAGUUCCCGAACAACACGCUCGCGACGACGACUCUGCUGAGCCAGCAACAGGCAGAGUACAACGAGCUCAAGGAGGAGAUACUCGGCGCGGCUAGCAACGGCGAGGCGCUACUCGACAGCGUCAGACAGCUCACCGGCAAGGGCACCGCUGACCGGCUGGGAAAUGUCGCUGCGGUCGAAAGGUUACUGGUGCAGCUGGAGGAGACGGAACGGACGUUCGACCUAUUCUGGACGCACCACAGCUCUCGGCUGCGACACUGCCUGGCACUACGCCAAUUCGAGCAGGACUUCCGGGAGCUGCAGGCGAGUCUGGACCAGCACUUGAAAACUCUCGACGAGAUGACCGAAGUCGGCGAGACCGUCACUAGGGUCGACCAACUAUUGCGGGAUACCUCCGCCUUCCAGAGAAUAUGCCGGGGAGACAUCGAGCGAGCCGAGGAAGUGAUCACAGCCGGGCAGCGAUUGCUGUCCGGUAGGCACCAAUGUCCGGCCGAGGUCGUCGAGCCCAAAUGCGCCGAAUUGCAGAGGGUUUGCACGAUACUCGGCCAAAGGCUCGAGCGCAGAUUGCACACCCUCAACAAGUGCCGUGAGCUCAUGGAACAAAUAGACAAGGCAAACACGUGGUGUACGCGUGGAAUAGAGUUGUUGGCUGCCCAGAACAGCUCGACACCACCCGACCAGGCUCUGCAGGAGCUCCAGUCGUUGAUCGAGACUGCGGAAGAGUUCCAUCAUCCGACAAGUGUGUUCGAAGACUCGAUAAUACCGGAGACCAAAGCCCUCGUGACACAGGUCUUGCAGAGGAUAGAAGAUGUGUCUCUGAUGUGUGAUAAGAGGAUUAUGGCGCUGAAGCAGCAGCUGAUGAAACCAACGAGGCCUAUACAAACCGUGACUCCAGAGCCAGCUAAGCCCUUACAGCCAGCUCCGCAGUGUAUCAGGCCGGGACGGGUCUUGAAAAAAGCGAAUACGAUGCCAAGGAUGGAAAUGGUUCCACCCAAUGAAGUGGGUGAGAUUUCAUCACCAGAAAGUGAGCCCCGAGAUAUUGAAGCGCUACGCCAGAAGCGUGGCCAUGUGCUCACCGAGUUGCUCGAGACCGAGCGCAUUUACGUAGCAGAGCUUGGCUCGAUAAUUAAGGGCUACAAGCUGGAGAUGAACAACGAGGCCAUGACUCAUCUAGUGCCUGCGGCUCUACUCGGCAAGGCUGACCUUCUCUUUGGAAAUCUCGAGGACAUUUACAUUUUUCAUAGCGACACCUUCUUGAGAGAUCUUGAGAACUGCAUAUCCAACACGGAACUUGUUGCGUUGUGCUUUGUGCAAAGGAGGGAUACAUUCUACAGGCUGUACAGCUACUAUUGCCAGAAUAUACCGCGUUCGGAACGAUUGCGUGAGCAGAUCCAAAACGAGCCGCAAUUCUUCCUCGCUUGUCAGCAAAAGCUUGGCCACAAGCUACCACUUGCAGCUUACCUCCUCAAACCCGUGCAGCGGAUCACCAAGUACCAGCUGCUGCUCAAGGAUUUGCUCAAGUACAGCGACGAGCAGUCAAGCUGCAGUGAGCUCCAAGAGGCCCUCGACUGCAUGCUCGUCGUACUCAAGUGUGUUAAUGACAGCAUGCACCAGACUGCCAUCACCGGCUUUGGGGGUGACUUGAGUGCCCAGGGCGAGCUCCUUCUGCAGGGAUCUUUUAGCGUCUGGAGCAGCAAUAAGAAGGAUCGACUGCUUCGCCUUAAGCCAUCGCAGCGGCACAUUUUUUUGUACGAAAAGUCUGUGAUAUUUUGCAAGCACAGUAAGCCUCAAGCGCACACCAAAGCAACUUACCAUUUCAAGCGGUAUUUAAAAACGUCACAAAUCGGUUUGACGGAGUCUGUUAAAGGCGACACUAGAAGAUUCGAAAUUUGGCUACAGGGUCGUUCGGAGGUUCACACGAUCCAAGCAUCGAGCAUCGAUGUCAAACACGCCUGGGUGCGCCAGAUCAAAGCCGUCCUCAUGUCCCAGCUUGCGGAGCUCAAGGGCAAGCAGAAUACGGCUCUACUUAGCAAAACCGGCCAUAAGUAUGGACCUCUGCGCCAGACAAUCUCAUGGGAUGCCCAUAGCAGCUUGUCGGGCUCGCUGCGGACAUUGUCGGUCGACAGUAACAGUAUGACCUCGCACUUGACAGAUGCCUCAUUGUCGACGGAAAACGACGACGUCGGCUGGAGCUCGGAAAACAGCAAUACGGACGACGAGGACGCCUUUGCCGACGUUGCCGGGCCGGCUCCUGGCGGCCGCUACGUGGCGCUGGCCGACUAUUGCGCAAUGGGCCAGUCGGAGGUGACGAUGCGCGAGGGCGACCAGUUGGAACUGCUCAAGGUCGGCUGCGCCGGUUGGUGGUUCGUCAAGCUGGUCGGGGCCGGGAUCGAGGGCUGGGCACCAGCCUCCUAUCUGGAGCCGAUCAGCCGUAAGGCGUCGGUGCGCGGCGGGACCUCGCUCCACAGCACCAGUCACCAGCAUCUCGAGGCCAUGUGAAACAGGCGACUAACACAUUAGACGCGUCUUGAUUCAUCCGCCAGUCGCGAUUUGGUUUGUUAGUCGACGAAUACAUCAUAUAUGUGUUUCAAGUCGUAUUUUUAUCGUGAGAAGUUGUUACGAUUUUUUCGUCUUUUUUUGCUGUACAUAGCAAGGGUUAAUUAUUUUAACGAAUAACUAGUGACAAAUGGUAAAAACUAAUGGUAAUAAAUAACUAAGUCCAGAUUGAGGACUAAAAAUACAAUUUGAUAACUUCAGUUGUAACUUCUUGUUGAUUAUUAUUCUCUCAUAAAUUUCUACAAGAUUGAUUAUUGUCCUUAUUGACAAUGAAAUUAUGCGUACAAAAAAUUUAUAACAAUACUUGAUAAUAACUAUUAGAAAGAUGAAUAUUAUUAUCGUCUCAAAUCUGGAGUUGAUCAUUUGUUAUUAGUUAUUUCCACUUUCCUUUCUGAAUAAUGAAACGCGUAAGAUAACUUUUUCUUAAGAUAUAUUAUACACUUACUUAUGCAUCGUUUAACUUAUACUGUACAUACUUACUUUGUUACGUUUCUUUUUCUGCAAACAUUUUUUUUAUGAGUUGAUAGAUUGACUGUACAUAAAAAAUUAUGGAAAUUUACGAAUCAUUUAAUUUAUUAAUUAUUUUUUUAUGUGGUGCCUGAUUACUUGUUUGUGAGGACAAGGUAUAGAUACUUUUGUUUUGAUAAAUAUGACACGUAUGAUUAUGGAAAAUUACGAAAAAUUACGCAUUUUUCAAUAAAAAAGAGACCUACACUACCCAAGCGAAAAUUAUCUCAUUCCUUUAAUUAUUUAUAAAAAAAGUAGCCAAAAAUAAUAAUAAAGUCCACAUUUGACACUACAACAACAUUCAUAUUUCUAAUAGUUACUACUAGUUAACUUUUUUUCUUUUUAGAAAUUAAAUUGAAGAAUGUGAUUUUAUUUUAUUAUCGAAUAACGACAAUAAACAAUGUUUACAAACAAACAAUAAUUUAUAAGGACUUUCAUCAGAUUCUUAAAAAUUUUGUUUUAAUUGAUAACUAAAAAUAGCUUUCAUGGGUUUAGGUAUAUGUUUUAGGUAAUGAUAGGUCAUACCAGGUAUUAUCAGUUACUUUUUUGUUGUACACUUCAAGUUGUCAUUUAUAAAAAAAAA
This is a messenger RNA of Copidosoma floridanum, 4947 nucleotides long. Its product is annotated as guanine nucleotide exchange factor DBS. Gene Ontology annotation, molecular function: protein binding; guanyl-nucleotide exchange factor activity. Gene Ontology annotation, cellular component: cytoplasm. Gene Ontology annotation, biological process: intracellular signal transduction. The record is from RefSeq and is a predicted model, not a curated record. Lineage: Eukaryota; Metazoa; Arthropoda; Insecta; Hymenoptera; Encyrtidae.